Drosophila teissieri is the source of this 2400-nucleotide messenger RNA. RefSeq names its product ATP-dependent Clp protease ATP-binding subunit clpX-like, mitochondrial. Gene Ontology annotation, molecular function: ATP binding; metal ion binding; ATP hydrolysis activity. The record is from RefSeq and is a predicted model, not a curated record. Gene Ontology annotation, cellular component: mitochondrial matrix. The transcript has 2 exons. Bases 52 to 2268 code for a protein of 738 amino acids. Gene Ontology annotation, biological process: proteolysis; protein catabolic process. Lineage: Eukaryota; Metazoa; Arthropoda; Insecta; Diptera; Drosophilidae.
CGCUAUAUGCACAGAUAACAAAAAUACCAAACUGACAAAUCCUAAACAUAUAUGCAAGCUUCGAUUUUCAGUUUUGGAUCUUUACUGGGAAGUGCGCACUCGAUAAAGAUGGUGGUAUGCGUACCCUUUCAAAGGGGCUCCUGCCCAUUUGGAACACACUGCGUCAAUGAGCACAUAAAUAUCAAGCAAAUGGUCACCGAGGACGUGGAACUUGUCUUGAAAGGCGGGGUGUGGCCGCUAUCUGCUUACGGUCCCUUCAACGGCAGGGGCAACUUUCCCAACCACAUCCAGGAUCAAUCAUUUGAAGAAUGCCGUUUCGGGCAUUACGAGGCCAAACGGCAGGAUCGCCUCACUUUGUAUGAGGCACAGCAUACUCGCGAGGUUGAAUUAGCCACCUUGAAAAUGGCCAAUUUGCUUAAGAUGUCACCCCAGACACUGGAUACUUUGAUCAAAAUCUACCAACAGCCUAAUUCACAGCGAAAUAGUUGUUCUGUCGCAUUCGGUUCCAUCUUCGGAACGUCCGAGUCACCACGAUUGCUUGCCAGAGCCCACAGGCUCAACCCGAAGACUUCAGGCCAGACACAAUGCCAAGUUCAGCUUCAGAGCUUCCCAGGUUUUCAAACCAAAUCGAAUGCCACCUCAGGAAACGACAUUAAGGGGUCUUUUGGCGAGACACCAAGUGUUUUUAAGGCAUCUCAGCAGAUGCCCGCUUUUCCAGCGAGCAACAUCAAACAGCCGAUUCAGCCGCUGCCAUCAGGAUUCACUUUCGGGGCAUCCACGUGUCCAGUCAGCAGCACCACAGGCUUCGGGGCGACGCGUACCAUCCGGUGCGACACGUGCAACUCCAUAGUCGAAAAAUCCAUGAACGCGAGUGCGAACAAGGACGAACCGAAGGAGAAGUUCGGCAAGCUACCACCUGAACCGCAGAAGAUCAUGGAGUAUUUAGACAAGCAUGUGGUGGGUCAGGAAUUCGCCAAGAAGGUGCUAGCGGUGGCAGUCUAUAACCACUACAAGCGCAUUCAUUCCAACCUGCCACAGAGAAAGCCGACGAAGCAAGAAAAAGCCGAUAACGCCAUUGACACUCUAUCUCUUCACCAGUUAAGCAUCUCUGGUGACAGAUCUGUGCUCAACAGCACAUCCAAGGAAAAUGAUUUUAUCCGUUUUGGAAGCGGAGAAGGAUCGACCACGUUCAACUGGAAAUUGCCAGAUGUUAAGGCAAACGACGUUAUUCUGGAGAAGAGCAACAUUAUGAUGCUGGGCCCAACGGGAUCAGGAAAGACGCUAAUCGCUAAGAGCAUUGCCAAGUGCCUGGACGUACCCUUCGCCAUUUGUGACUGCACCACGUUGACGCAGGCGGGCUACGUGGGCGAGGAUAUCGAGAGCGUCCUCCUAAAGCUGCUCCAAGAUGCAAACAACGAUGUAGAACGCGCCCAAACUGGCAUUGUUUUCUUGGAUGAGGUGGACAAGAUCUGUGCUCUCUCUGGAACCAAGCAGCGUCGAGACAUUGGCGGCGAGGGCGUCCAACAGGGAAUGCUUAAGAUACUGGAAGGCACCGUAGUUAGCUUAACCGACCGGAGUCAACUGCUUAGCAAGAAGGUCCAAAUGGACACCACAAACAUUCUGUUCGUGGCCUCCGGCGCCUACACAGGUCUGGACAAGAUCAUCGCGAGACGCCUCAACGAGAAGGAUACUGACGUCGCCCCAACCAGCGGAGCCCGUCCCCCAGACGCAGACCAGCAGACGCGGGAUAAGUGCCUGACCAAAGUGCAGGCAUGCGACCUUGUUGAGUUCGGCAUGAUACCGGAGUUCGUUGGUCGUUUCCCGAUAUUAGUGCCCUUUCACAGUUUGAAUGCCAAUAUGCUUGUUCGCAUUCUCACCGAACCGCGCAGUGCUCUGGUGUCGCAGUACAAGGCACUGUUGCGCUUGGAUGGUGUGGACCUUACCUUUUCCGAGGACGCCUUAGAAUCGGUGGCCCAGCUAGCCAUAGAGAUGAACACGGGAGCUCGCGGAUUGCGCUCCAUAAUGGAGCAACUGCUGCUAGAUCCCAUGUUCUCAGUGCCUGGCUCAGACAUUCGGGGCGUUCACAUAACCGCCGACAAUGUUAGGGGUAAGGCCAAACCCGAGUACCGACGCACUAAGGACAAGUCACCUUUCGAGUCUAAUGUUAUGAAUGCCCCAGCUGCCGUGUCCAAUGCCACGGACAACCCAGUGUCCGGGGACAAUGCGAAGGAGACAGAUGCCAAACCAAUUGAAACUCAAGUGAAGUGAAGUCGACUUACCAAGUUGGUCUUCCACCUAUAAUUCUUUCCAAAUGUAUUUAAUCUUUAUGAUAAUCCAGUGUCUCUUAUUUACCUAAAUACUUUGUAUAUUUAAGCGAAUGAACGCUAACUAUUUUAUGUA